UCCCGUUCCCCAAACCCUCCUCAUUCCGUUUCUGGGUCUCGAGGGGAGCGGAUGUUCCUGCUCCGCUGGCGGUGGCUUCGGGCGGCGGGGCUGGUGGGGGCCUCGGCGCUGGGCUUCGGGGCGCUGCGGUGGGCGCUAGGCCGGACCCCGCAGCCGGAGUACGUGCGCCGGGACCCCACCCGCCUCUGGCGCUGGAAGAACCUCCUCGUCUCCUUCGUCCACUCCGUCGUCGCCGGAGUCUGGGCCGUCGCCGGGGUGUGGCGGAUACCUGGAGGGAUCUUUGCGGAUUUGGUGCACGCCUCGUCUCCGUCGGGACACUUGCUCCUCUGCGUUUCGGCAGGUUACUUCAUCCAUGAUUCGCUGGAUAUCAUCGUGUGCCACCAGUCGCGUGCCUCCUGGGAAUACCUGGUCCACCAUGCCAUGGCCGUUACCGGCUUGUUCUCUGGGAUCUACCUGGAGCGCUUUGUGGCGGCUGGCCUGGUGUCCCUCUUUGUGGAGGUGAGCAACAUCUUCCUGACCAUGCGCAUGAUGAUGCGCUUGGGCCGCCUGCCCUUCCACACCUUCUACGAGGUCAACAAGUAUGUCAACCUGGUGAUGUACUUCCUCUUCCGGCUCUUCCCGCAAGCCUACCUGACCUGGUACUUUGUCCGCUUUGUGGAGAUGCGGGGCCAGGGCGCCUUCCUGAUGGUCAACCUGGUGCUGCUGGAUGGCAUGAUCCUCGUCUACUUCUCCCGCCUCCUCCGCUCGGACUUCUGCCCAGAUACCCGCAAGCAGGGGCCGGACAGCGAGAGGAAGUUCCUGAACGACUAAGUCAGCGGGAGUGAGACAAGACAGGUCUUAAACUGAGAACCGUUGUCCAGUUCAAUCGCCAUCUGCGUGCCUUAUGCGGGAAAGACUCCCCUGCCGCAAUCUCGUCCCUUCAAGUGGUUUCUUUCCUUCUUUGCGGCCAAAUAGGGGCAGGGGUUCACCUCCAUUGGGGCCGGCCUUCGUGGCUAGUGUUGGCGGCCAGUCCAAGCCUUCAUCCCAGAAGGAAGAGCCAAAAGGGCUGGUCCGGGAAAGCAAAAGGAAGAAGAGUCGAGGGUGGAAUGGAGUGCAUCUCCCACGUUACUUUUUGGGAGUUGGGGAACUGGGGGUUUUGCGGGGGGAAGAAGGGUUGUUCUGUGCAUUAAAAUCAGUUUGCAACCUCA
This is a messenger RNA of Sceloporus undulatus (fence lizard), 1187 nucleotides long. RefSeq names its product TLC domain containing 1 (gene TLCD1). The record is from RefSeq and is a predicted model, not a curated record. Gene Ontology annotation, cellular component: plasma membrane. The transcript is spliced from 4 exons. Bases 52 to 810 code for a protein of 252 amino acids. Gene Ontology annotation, biological process: phospholipid homeostasis; membrane assembly; regulation of membrane lipid distribution. Lineage: Eukaryota; Metazoa; Chordata; Lepidosauria; Squamata; Phrynosomatidae.